AUGUCCAACCACAGUGCUGUUCCAAUUCAGUUCAAUGAAUUGAUGGAUAUCCUUAAGGAUGAUAUCGAAAUAUCUGAUGCAUUAUAUCAGUUAAAAGCUAACAGUGAUGAAGAAUUAAAUUCAAUUUACAAAGGUAUCAAAACAAAGUUACUCCAAUCAAAGAAAUGCCUUCCACAAUCCAUCAUAAAAAGUAUAUCAAUAAUUUCAACAUAUAACAACCGCUCCAUGAAGUCAUACUUGAAAUUAGCCAAACAAAUAUAUGAUGAUUAUCAUCCAGCAAGCAUCAUUGGCAUUCAAAUCAUAUUUGACUAUCUAUUUUUCAAAGAAUAG
Messenger RNA from Trichomonas vaginalis G3, 330 nucleotides. RefSeq names its product protein of unknown function (DUF3447). NCBI's taxonomy places the organism in Eukaryota, Parabasalia, Trichomonadida, Trichomonadidae. The record is from RefSeq and is a predicted model, not a curated record. Bases 1 to 330 code for a protein of 109 amino acids. The transcript has a single exon.